Messenger RNA from Engraulis encrasicolus (European anchovy), 1399 nucleotides. It is a transcript of the gene srp19, whose product is annotated as signal recognition particle 19. Gene Ontology annotation, molecular function: 7S RNA binding. NCBI's taxonomy places the organism in Eukaryota, Metazoa, Chordata, Actinopteri, Clupeiformes, Engraulidae. The record is from RefSeq and is a predicted model, not a curated record. Gene Ontology annotation, cellular component: signal recognition particle, endoplasmic reticulum targeting. Gene Ontology annotation, biological process: SRP-dependent cotranslational protein targeting to membrane; SRP-dependent cotranslational protein targeting to membrane, signal sequence recognition. The transcript is spliced from 5 exons. The coding region runs from base 118 to 543 and encodes 141 amino acids.
CAGAGGGUGGCGGUAAUGUCAUUUUUUAUAUACAUAUCAUCGCAGAGGGAAGCAGUGUGCGUCUCCUGUCCAUACGUGUACUUACCAAGCUAACCGUAUGCUUAUUUCUGCACAGAUAUGGCUCAUUUAACAACAAAGCCGGACGAUAAAGAAAGGUUCAUCUGCAUAUACCCUCUAUACAUCAACAGUAAAAAGACACUAGCAGAGGGACGAAGAAUACCCUCAGAGAAGGCUGUUGAAAAUCCCACAUGCGCAGAAAUCAAGGAUGUUUUGACUGCUGCGGGACUGAAUGUUUUAGUGGAGAACAAGAUGCACCCUCGUGAGUGGAAUCGGGAUGUGCAGUUCCGAGGGAGAGUGCGAGUCCAGAUUAAACAAGAGGAUGGGAACCCUUGUCAAGACAAGUUCGCCUCACGCAAAGAGGUGAUGUUCUAUGUGGCUGAGAUGAUCCCAAAGUUAAAAACAAGAACACAGAAGAGUGGAAGUGGAGAGACGGGUGCACAGCAAGGAGAGGGAGGGAAGAAGGGCAAGAAGAAGAAGAAGUAGUAGAUAACUUUCUCUCUUUUCUCUGCCUAUCUACGAACCAGGUUUUAAAAGGAUGAACCAAUGUGAGAAAUCCAUGCAACCCGUUUCAUUUAUGAGGUUUUUUUUUUUUUUGCCCAUUAUAUCGGAUGAGAAGGACAAUUUUUGGCCCAGUGUCUCAGACACAGUAAGUGACACGCACACUAUUUUGGACUCCUUUCCCUUUUUUUCCCCCUUUUGGAUUUUUUUUUUUAUUCUGUGUUUGCAAGGGCCAGUUUUGUACCAAGCUGUAUUCCAUUUAGUUUAUAAUAUGAUGUCUUAAGAUGAACAGAAGAAAAGUCUGAGUUACCGCAGAGAUACACCAGCGGCGAUCUGAGCGAGUCGAGCGACGGAAGUAAUUGACUUUGUAUUGAGUCGAGAGACAAAAGCGAUUCAGGAGACUAGAGCGAUUUGCGCGACGAGCGCGACAAUUUGAAGUUGAAAUCUUUUCAACUUUCUAUGACGCGGUUCGGCGACAAGCCGCGACAGCCAAUGACUGUAUAGAGGUCAGUGACCACAGCCAAUGGGAAUGCUUGAAUGCUUUGCCUUCUGCCUGUACGGACAUACUCUAGUCUCCUCAGUCUCUCGUAUCGCUUGCUGCUACACUCUGUCGCUUGAAUCGCGUCGCCUCUGGUGUAUCUCUGCGGUUACCUGAAAUUAUUGAUUGGCCACAUGAUUGCAUUGCUCAAGUACACAUUUGUGAUCUACUUACAUGGGUGAAAUGUGAAUUGUAUCUUCAACACAAUUUUCUUUGUUUUGGCAAUGUCGUUUGCUCGCCGUGUAAGGGUGUUUUUAUUUAAUUAUAAAAAAAGUCAUGCAAUAAACAUUUCACAAAUGUUGA